Cynocephalus volans (Philippine flying lemur) is the source of this 1177-nucleotide messenger RNA. RefSeq names its product thyrotropin releasing hormone (gene TRH). The transcript is spliced from 3 exons. Gene Ontology annotation, cellular component: secretory granule; extracellular region. Gene Ontology annotation, biological process: positive regulation of gamma-aminobutyric acid secretion; positive regulation of insulin secretion; eating behavior. Gene Ontology annotation, molecular function: thyrotropin-releasing hormone activity. The record is from RefSeq and is a predicted model, not a curated record. NCBI's taxonomy places the organism in Eukaryota, Metazoa, Chordata, Mammalia, Dermoptera, Cynocephalidae. Bases 89 to 820 code for a protein of 243 amino acids.
GAGCGCUCCUGGAGUCCCGACGCGCGGCUCCAGAGCUCGAGUCCCAGGACCCAGACGCGGCCCGCGGAGCCCGCCGGCAGACGCCGCGAUGCACAGUCCUUGGUUGCUGCUAGCCCUGGCAGCAACCCUGACCCUGACCCUGACCGGUGUUCCCGGAGGCCAAGCUCAGCCCGAAGCGGCCCAGCAGGAGGCCGGGAUGGCCACCGAGGACCCCGGCCCGGACGGCUUUUUGCACCAGACAGAGCGCCUCCUCCACCUGCUCCUCCGCGAAGACCUCCAACGGCUUCCAGGGGACCAGGGCGAGCACUCAGAGUCCCAGAUCCUUCAACCCGACUGGCUCUUCAAGCAUCAGCAUCCAGGCAGAAGGGAGGAGGAGGCAGAAGAGGGAGUUGAAGAGGAGGAAGAAGGGGAGGCUGUGGGACCCCACAAACGGCAGCACCCUGGCCGACGGGAGGAUGGGGUCAAAUGGUCAGUCUCUGUAACCCAGCACAAGCGGCAGCACCCUGGCCGGCGCUCCCCCUGGCUUGGGUACGCUGUCACCAAGAGGCAGCACCCAGGCAGACGGCUGGUGGACCCCAAGGCCCGAAGAAGCUGGGAAGAAGAGGAACUGGAGCGAGAGGGAGAGCUGCUGGUGCCUGAGAAACGCCAGCAUCCUGGCAAGAGGGCCCUGGGAGGCCCGUGUGGGCCCCGAGGAGCCUGUGGUCAAGCUGACCUCCUGCUGGGGCUCCUUGAUGACCUAAGCAGGAGCCAUGGAGCUGAGGAAAAGCGGCAGCACCCUGGGCGGCGGGCAUCCUGGGUCCCGGGGCCCCUGGAGGAGUGAGCCCAGUUUCCUAUAAAGUCAAGUUUGGGAUCUAAGAAUGUCUUGAGCCCUGUGUCCUACCCCAUCAUAACCCCUGCUUUCCCCACUCCUUAGAUCCCUGACUGUAAACCUGAGCCCCCUGUACACACAAGCACCCAAGCCCCUGGCCUUGCCCUCUUCCUUUAGGGACACGAGAAAGCCAGCCUAAAAGUUAAGACCCCUAUUUACCCCACUUUGCUCCACAGGCAAGGGGGCAGAUCCCAGAGUCCCUCACUCCCCGACUCCCACAGGCCUGCGCCCCUUCCUUAUCCCUGGCUGAGAUGAUCCUUCUCUGUCUUCUAAGGCAGGGUGCUUCUGGGGAGGGCAGCCAGUGAAGGG